Molecule: messenger RNA, 1994 nt
Organism: Trichobilharzia szidati
Lineage: Eukaryota; Metazoa; Platyhelminthes; Trematoda; Strigeidida; Schistosomatidae
Source: the annotation of a GenBank genome assembly
GUCAUUGCAGAAGUAGCGCGUUGUUUGUGUUUUUCGCUACAUGCGCAUGGUCUUCGUAGAGCAUGGUGGAUGAGGAUUCCGAUGACUAUGAGGCACUGCCGAACACUAGUCCACUUUCACAACACAUGCUAGCCGGUGCUUGUGCCGGCAUAAUGGAGCAUAUUGUAAUGUAUCCUGUUGAUUGUGUUAAGGUAGGUAGUAACAAUACUGAUUCUUCUUCAACUUAUGUGAUUUCUCCACUAUACAGACUCGAAUGCAGUGUCUCAGACCAAUGGGUGGUGGUGCUAAUUGCCCUGGCCUACUAACUGGUCUAUAUCGUCUUAUUCUACAAGAAGGAAUCCCUGGAACAUUAAAAGGCAGUGGUGCAGUGAUAUGGGGUGCUGGUCCAGCGCAUGCUGCUUAUUUUGGAUGUUAUGAAAAAAUGAAAUCAUUCUUAACAACAGUAUCUAUGGGAUCAAGUCAUGUAAAUCAUAUGAUAGCGGGGACUUGUGCCACUCUACUACACGAUGCUGUCAUGACUCCUGCAGAUGCUGUUAAACAACGCCUACAAAUCUAUAACAGUCCAUAUCAUAAUUCAUUUGAUUGUCUACGUCGUAUUUGUGUAACAGAAGGGCCAAGAGCAUUGUAUAAAGCCUAUUUCACUCAGUUAUCAAUGAAUAUCCCCUAUCAGACUAUACAUUUUGUGUGUUAUGAACAAGCCCAAAGUGUACUGAAUCCAAAUCGUCAAUAUCUACCCUGGUCGCAUAUAUUAUCCGGUGGGAUAGCUGGUUGUUUUGCUGCAGCUUUUACCAAUCCAUUGGAUGUAUGCAAAACAAUGUUAAAUACACAGGACCGAUGUAUGUCAAAAACUCCAUGCCGUGGUCAUUUCACACAAUCGUAUAAACCUGAAUUCCGUGGAUUAUUUAGUACAGCUAAAUAUGUCUACGAAUUGGCUGGCAUAAAAGGCUUUACUCGAGGCAUGAGUGCUCGAGUGUUAACAGCUGUUCCUGGCACUGCAUUAUCCUGGUCAGUUUAUGAAUAUUUUAAAUGGCGAUUGAAACAGCCGACAAAACCUACUUCUGGACCAUCAGAUUUCACUGGUGGUGCUAGUAGUGGUUCUGGUAUCCAUAAGAUCGAUAUUUCACCAAUGGAAAAGUUGUGUGUCACAGCUAGCACCACUAAUUGGUUGCCUACCUCUACAGAUCUAACAUGUACAGCAGCAGCAGCGGUAACUACAAGUAGUAGUAGUAGUCCUACGACAACGGCGACGACUAGCCCACGAACAAGUAGUAUACAGGAGAAGACUCGUUGAGUCAUUUUCUACUACUUACAUCCCCCCCCAUGCAACUACUAACUGGCCUCCUGUGAUGUGUGUGUGUGUAUGUGCGUGUGAUGAUCAAGUAUCCAUUGCCCUAACGUGAGAAUCUGCUUAAUUAAUUUUAUCUCUGCUUUGCAAAAGUGCUGUAUACAACAACAACAACACAGUCACUGAUGGCGGUAGCUGUGGCGAUCCUUCAGUCUUACAGUGAGUAGUCACCUAAUUCUUCUCGUAUACUUCAACAGAAACUAUGUACAAAAAAGUAAAGCGUAUCUCUUUUUGUAUUAUUAUCAUCAUUUAUUUCUUAUCACAACCAACCCCCUCGCUCCACGUGUUAGGCGUCGUUAUUAUUAUUAUUAUUAUUAUUUCGAUUUAUUUCAUAUUUCUACUCCCCUUUCCUUCUUUUGCGCCUUCGUCUUCCUUGUUCUACUGUCGCUUCUGGUUUUUUUAUAUAAUCAGAUGGCUUUUCAAGCCCCACAUAUGUACAAAAUUGCAUCCGUUUUGUUUUGUUUUGUAGUGAGUAGCCUCCUUCGUUCAUUCAAUCUUUCUUUCAUUCUGUCUAUCUCUCUGUGUGUCUGGCUUUCAAUCUCCGGUUUAUUUCAAGGAUAAGACAAAGAUCAAGAAUGAUAAUAUUAUAUACAUAUACAUAAUACUUACAUAUAAUAAAUAGAUAUUUUAAAGCUGUAGACCCCUUUGA